AUGUAUGAACAAUUAUACUGCAAUGGUACAUUUGAUGGAUACACUUGUUGGAACUAUACCAAAGCAGGGACAAAGACCUAUGGAUACUGUCCGUUGUUUAUGGUGGAGAAAUUUGGCCAACAACCAGGACAACCGUUUAAGGAAUGUAAUACAGAUGGUACAUGGUAUAAACAUCCUAAUACUCAAAGGUCAUGGACAAACUACGCUCCAUGCUCUGAUACUAUGAAAGUACAGAGAGCCAAUAAUGUGUUAUAUGCUUACUUCAGUGGAUAUGGUGUGUCCAUUGUGGUUUUGAUUGUAGCCUUGUUAAUAUUAGCUUAUUUCAGACAGUUGAAAUGCACACGAAUAACUAUACACAAACAUCUAUUUGUAUCGUAUAUUCUAACAGCUGUAUUUUGGAUAACAUACUACGCUAGUACUUCAUUUGAUCCUCAUGUCGUCGCAGAUAACCCGGUAUGGUGCCGAAUACUGCAUGUACUUUCACAAUAUGUAACAGUUUGUAACUAUGCUUGGAUGUUUUGCGAAGGAUUUUAUCUUCAUACUGUACUUGUACUGACUUUUACAAACGAGAAGACAUUGCUAAAAAUAUGUUACGUAGUUGGAUGGGGCAUCCCAGUCGUACCUUCUGCUGUUUAUACAGUGUUACGUUCAACAAACGAAGAUGUUAAUAAUAGCUGUUGGCAUGAUGAUACAAUCUUGAUAUGGACAUUUUCAGGACCGAUUGCUCUGUCACUUUUAAUAAAUGUUAUUUUCCUAAUGAAUAUAAUACGCAUUCUUUGUUCAAAAGUAAAUGCUAAUAGACCGCAAUCAUUGCAAUCUUUAAGGCAAUCUCUAAAAGCAACCUGUAUUUUGAUACCUUUGUUAGGCAUUCAGUACAUUGCUUUACCAUUCCGUCCAAACGACGGAAACGAACAUGGCAAAUAUGUGUAUGAUAUGGCGUCAGCGUGUCUUUCUUCAUUUCAGGGUUUUCUUGUAUCUCUUCUUUUCUGUUUCUUGAAUGGAGAAGUUUUGAGUUUGCUUAAAUCACAGAUUAAAAUGCUGCAGCGAUGUGUGAGUUAUACAGAGACUUUACCGAGUUACAUGUAUGCAUCGGUUUACCGAUCUGAAGGCGGAAAACACAUCACUGACACAGAGCUCAAGGAACAUAUAAUAGAAGAUAAACAGGUCGAAGUUGACUUUUCUUUGGCAUAAUUGUAGCCAUUACUUUACACUGUUGUGCUGGAUCGUCGUGUUUAAAUUAUUUAUCUAUUAAUAAAAUAUUGUUACAUAUGACCAUGCGUAAGUACAUAUGCAUAAAUAUUUGUUUAUAU
Molecule: messenger RNA, 1310 nt
Organism: Mytilus californianus (California mussel)
Lineage: Eukaryota; Metazoa; Mollusca; Bivalvia; Mytilida; Mytilidae
Product: calcitonin gene-related peptide type 1 receptor-like
Exons: 13
Coding region: 1-1191 (396 amino acids)
Biological process (GO): cell surface receptor signaling pathway; adenylate cyclase-modulating G protein-coupled receptor signaling pathway
Cellular component (GO): plasma membrane
Molecular function (GO): calcitonin receptor activity
Source: RefSeq, a predicted model, not a curated record